AUGACAGCCAUAUAUGAUUCCAAAAGGAGAACAAAACCUUGCUCCAACUGCAAGCAAAAUAAAGUCAAAUGUGAAUACUCUACUUCACUGCCAUGUUCUCGAUGUUUAAAAUUUAGACUACAAUGCUACUUUCCGGGCAGUUAUAAUACUACUGAUCACCUCGUUUCAAAUCCUUCCAAAGAUACUGCACAUGGUUCUGCUCCUGUAUCAAACUCUUUUGAUACCUGGACUGGAGAGGUAAUUAGUCGAAUUGCUUCUUUUGAAGGAUCUCUGGAAUCAGUGCUAAAAUUGGUACACAGUAACCAUCAGCAGCAACAACAGCAAUUAAAUUUACUGCAAUCACAGUUGAGCCAACAGCAACAACACAGUGUGCAUGAUAUAGACCCAUUCUUGGAUCCAGCUGCUCUUGAUUCUACUAAUCUAUUUCGACAAUAUACUGAUGUGAAGGAUUUUCGAACAGAACAGGUGCUUUCUCGGCAACAAGCUAAGGAAUUGAUGGACCUUUUUAUUGAGAAAUUCUCUGAGCAAUUGUAUGGAUAUCCGUUGAAAGAUAUGGCCUUUGAUGAUUUAUGGGAUCAUUCCCCGCUUUUACUUGUUUCUAUGUGCACGAUAGCGUGUAGGUUCCAUUCAGAAUUAUCACAUCUUGUGCCGCAACUGCGACAAAGUUUAGAGUGGUUCACAACAAAAGCUGCAACAAGCAGUUUUGGCUGUACUAAGGAUUCUCAUAAGGAGUAUAUUAUUUUAGGCCUGCUUUUGGCGGCUUUAUGGUUUCAUUCAAAUCAGUUGUACGUUGCAGUUGCAAUGCAGUUAUCUCGAAUAUGGGGCGUGGGCCAGCGAGUAAAUAGGGAAGGCGCUGUCAGAUUCCCCAAAAUAUUUUACCUACUUUAUAUUCUUGAUGGGAAGUUCAGUCUCAUCAAUAGUAGGAGUCCGUCCAUAUACAAGAACUUGGAGCCUGGCCUAUUAUCUUCGAGAAAGCAUACAAUCGAAUCUAUUGACGAUCCUGCAAUAAAGCAGAUCCUAUUGGAAUCUACCAUUGACGAUACCAAUAAACUAAGCCACAGGCAAACAGUACUACUAAACGAAGCUAAACAUGAUAAAAUUUUGGUGUCGAAUGAUGUAAUUAAAAACUGUCAAUUGCUCUCACAAGUGGAGUUCCAUUUCGCCGUGGAAUCUAUAUUUCAUAAUACUAAUUUUUUCAAUGGUGAGUUCAGCUCUACAAACUCUAUGGCAUUAAUACCUCCUAAUAGAUUUGGUAUACCCUGGGAAACUAACAUGGAUAUUGACAGGUGGAUGAUAUCCUGGACUAUUGCGCUUCAAAAAAUACACAUACAACAAAACCCAUGGUGUCUAAAAUCUACCCUACUAUAUUACAAUUACGCAAGAAUGUAUUUCAGCACAAAGCCGUGGAUAGUCAGCAUACAAAGGGAUUCACUAAACGGGUUUCCAGGUGACCCUAAGCUUCUUGGUGUUUGGGAUGCUAAAGAACGCGACUCCAAUCUGGGUAACAACCCAAAAGCCGUGGAUCAGGAAAUAGCAUACUCUGCAGCAAAAGCUCUUCUUAAGUUGGUCACCAAGGAUAAAGAUGUGGUAGCCAUUUUUCAAUUUUUGCCUGUGCAUGUUUACCUAAUGGUAUACUUUGCGUGUUUGGUAUUAUUAAGUCCGGACUACAUACCAAGAAGUGCCAUCCGCGACAGAAAAGAAAUGGACAUGGGAGUUUUGUAUUCCCUAGUUUCAAACUUUAAAAACAUGCUUGCAAACCAAGUCAUAUCCGAUCUAGACCUGCAAAAUCAUUUAAACACAAAUUUAACAGCUGCAUUAGCACAGUUUCGAAAGGAAUAUGCUAAAUUUUUAUCAAGCGACAAGCAAUUAAAAGAAUUAGUUGACGCUGCCGAGGAAAAUAUGCAAUUGAAUCUCGAACAAAAUGUGAAACCUAAGUCAAUUUUAGCAUGGCCGGGAACUAAUCAUGGACAUCCUUAG
This is a messenger RNA of Eremothecium sinecaudum, 1977 nucleotides long. Its product is annotated as Zn(II)2Cys6 transcription factor domain-containing protein. Lineage: Eukaryota; Fungi; Ascomycota; Saccharomycetes; Saccharomycetales; Saccharomycetaceae. Gene Ontology annotation, molecular function: DNA-binding transcription factor activity, RNA polymerase II-specific; zinc ion binding. The record is from RefSeq and is a predicted model, not a curated record. The transcript has a single exon. Gene Ontology annotation, biological process: regulation of DNA-templated transcription. Bases 1 to 1977 code for a protein of 658 amino acids.